GAGGCACAUCUCGAGCUAGUCAGUUCAUCCGGUGAUCCAUUCUGGAUCGCAAGAAGGUCGAUCUUUAUUUUACAAUUCCUUAGAAAAUCAAACUCACUUUUUAUUAUUAAUGUGACGAGUUAGUAGAGUUCUGAUCAGAGUUGUUAGAGACUUGUGUUAAUUUUGCAACUGUUCUGUUUAUCUUUUGAGGACUUUUUGUUAAGAGGUGGCAAUCAGUGAUCAAAUAUUUGAAGAAGUGUGAUAGGUAUAUAUGUUGUUCUGGGUUAAAGAAUUUGUUGAUUUUUCGAUCUUUCACUGAAGGACAGGACAGAUGAUAAGGAUUGAAGAAAACACGUGAGAAACUGGAAAAAAGAGGCGAAGAAUUUGUUAAUUUCGAACUUUGCAGGCAGGAAGAAACAAAAUAAGUGAUUCUUAAAUUUGAAAAUAUUGUUUUUCAUUGAUACUGUUUGGAUCCUUUGGAGAAGAACUACUAGAUGAACAAUCUCUCUUCAAUUGUAUCCAGAAUUCUAGAAAGAAGAAAGAAGUUUUCAAUUCUCAUUAAUACGAAAGAAUUAGCUUCACCUCUCUGCAGAACGUCGGCAUCAUCAGGAAGAAAAGAUCAGCAAUAAUUGAUGGAAUCAUUUUUUCAUCAAUCAAGGAUCAUAUAUUGGUGAAGAUAGAAUGAAGUUUGAACUUUUUGAAAAGCUUCCUCUAAUCGCGCCUGAGAAUUGAACUAUUUGUGAAUGAUUCUGGACAUUGAAGCAGUGACAAGAUCAAGAAGGAAAAAUAAAAGUGCACAUAAUGCUGUUCAAAGGUAACAGUUCGAGAUUGGAACUGUUGAUUGGGAAAAUCCAGGCGCAUAAGGAACCUCAAUCACCACCAAGGGACGAAAAGUGCCUCUCCAACCCUAAAGAGGCACUGGGAACCGGAAGUUCGUCCUGGCACAGCGAAGACGGAAGACCGACUUCCCGAAAAGGGGAAGAAACGCCAUCUUCUUGCGCAACUCCUACCUCCGCCAGUUUUCCCUCGGAACCGGAAGUGGAAACUGAUAUUGGUCUCACAGCCGAUGGAAGUAAUCCUGCCACUCCAUAUCCUUGCCAAUUUUGUGACCGAAUGUUCCCCAGGUUAAGCUACCUCAAAAAGCAUGAACAGAGCCAUGGUGACCAGAUGCCAUACAGGUGCAGUUGGUGUGCAAGAUUAUUUAAACAUAAAAGAAGCAGAGAUCGACACGUGAAAUUACACACAGGCGACAGGAGAUAUCGAUGCUCGCAUUGCGAGGCUGCGUUCUCGAGAAGUGACCACCUGAAGAUCCACAUGAAAACACACGACACGCAGAAGCCUUUCCAAUGCACAUCAUGUUCCCGAGGCUACAACACAGCAGCAGCUUUGACAUCCCACAUGCAAUCCCACAAAAGACACCAAAACUCCCAAGGAUUAAAACUAGAAAUGGAUUUUGGACGCAGAAGUGUUUCCUCUCAUAGUACAGCAUCACCUCCUAUUCCCAAUUCACCAUCUCCGAGUCUGAAUUUAACCCUAAGCCACAAAACCUCCCUAAAGUCCCAGGCUAGUGCUUCCAAUACCCCAAUCCUAUCAUCACCUUUAAAACUAGCCUGCAUGUACUGUACUCGAGAUUCCUUCACCAGCAUGCAGCAACUUCAAAUGCACGUUCACACAAUGCACCAAGCAAUCCUAAGUGGAGAAAAUCUGAUGCCAUCUCCAAGCCAAACCCUAGAACUAUCAAACUCUAGAGACAAAUCUGAUCGUCAAGAACGAACCUUAAGGGAAGACCUUUUAUACGAGAAAAAGUUUCCAGAAGUUAGAUCCCUGGAAGAAAAAGACAUCUUCGACUCAGGAUUUUCCUGUGGGCAAUGUACCAUGAAGUUUUCUUCUUCAAAUUCCCUCAGAGACCAUCUGAUUUCCAUCCAUCGAACUAAUGCUUUUGGAUCAUUGAUGAUGUGCCCCAUCUGUGGAAUUCCCUGUUCUUCAGCAGCUGCCUAUGCAGAACACUAUGUCCUCCAACAUUGUGAAAAUAGAGGAAUAUCGGCUGAAGGUCGAGAAUAUAGUGACCCAAAGAUAAACGGAUCCUACGACAGCAAGGAAGCAAGAACUGCAAAAAUAUCAAAGGAUCUAAACUCGGAACCAGCUGAUUUAACCAAACACUCAAAAAUUAACGAAAAUUAUUCAGCAGGGACUUUACUAUGUGGACAAUGUGGUGCAGCUUUGAAAGAUUUUGAGUCUUUUAGAGAACACCUCGCAAGACAUCUCCAAGCCGAUCAGAGGAAUGAAGUUCCAAGGAAUCCGUGUCCAAAAUGUGAAGCUUCCUUCCAGGAGCGAGAGGAUAUGAUGGUCCAUUUGACGAAGCAUUUUCUGGGACAAGUUACAAAAGAAUACGCCUGCAGUGCCUGCAAGAAAUUUUACCCCCAUCCUGAUCUUCUUCAGAGGCACCUGCUUGAUUCCCAUGCUCAUCAUCUUUACAGAUGUGCCCUUUGCAGAGACACUUUUGACUCUAGGGUAGCAAUCCAGGUUCAUUUCGCUGUAAAACACAGUCAAGAAUGUCGGAUUUACAGAUGCAAUGUGUGUUCUGGGUCAAACAAUGAAAAUUCCCCUGGGAAUACUCCUGGUGAAAACAGGAACUUUUUCAGAAGCGAAGCUGAGAUGGCGAACCAUGUUAGAACUGUCCAUGCUCCUCCGUCCAUUGUUAAUGCAAGUUCUCUCCCUAGGAGUCCUGUAUCGACUCCAGGAAUAACGAACACAAACCCUAGGUGUGUUUUUUGUGGGAUUUCCUGUUCCUCCGACUUGGAUCUUCAGCUCCACUUGGCAAGCCACUCCACAAGUUUGUACCGAUGUCCCAUUUGUCGGGAGGGAUUUGCUGUUGAAUUUUUAUUAGACAGACACAUUGCACAGGCUCAUCAUGCUAAUGUUCAUCCCAGCACUCCAAGAAGUCAAACUAGGGAAAAUGGAAGGAUACAUCGACCUUCGAGAUCUCAGGAAGAUUCUGUCACUUUAGAUGUAAGGGAACUGAGGGAUCAACGAGAGCAGAGGGAUCAGAGGUCCCUGAAACGAGGAAGAUCCCCUGCCUCUAGUAACAACAAUUCCUUGAACCAAAGGGACAAUAACAACAAGAGACCAAGUUUUGGAACUACCCAACAAUGUGAGCUUUGUGAAAGAGGGGAAUUCGCCAACGAUGCUGAACUACAAGCUCAUAAAAAAUUAGCCCACACUCCUGCAAAGGUUUCAGGAAAAUCUUUAUCGGCUCUGAGCAUGACUUGUGCAUAUUGUGGAGAGGUUUGUCGAUCGAGAAGUGAAUUAGAAUCACACACAAGAAUACAACAUGCAACUAAUGAUCAUGGAGGUCGUCACAAGUGCAACAUCUGUGAUGAAGUUUGUCCCUCUGGAGCAACUUUGGCUGAACACAAACUACAGAAACAUUGUAAGAUUCAGCUGAGUGAUGUAUGCAUUGUUUGCAGAGGAAGUUUGUCUUCUGAAUCGCACUUUAUGGAACAUGUUCAGAGACACAGUUUGGAAAGUGUUGAUCCUCAGCAGAGGUUGGACAGUUCAGUGCCUCAUCUUCCUGCACCUUGCGUGGUUUGUAGACAAACUUUGAUCAGUGAUUUGGAGUGUAGGCUUCAUGCGAGGCAUCAUCUGAGAUCCAGUGGUGGUUCCCAGAGGUCAGACUCGAGUCCGAGUCCUAAUCAGAAGACUCAGAGUCACAGUUGCUGUCUUUGCCUCAGAGAGUUUAAUGGAGAGGAGUUUGUUAGUUUGCCUUCAAAUCAUUCCAGUAGUGGUAGUCAGACAUUAAGAGUUUGUAGAGCUUGUUAUGUGAGGCAUUCGCAGGGACUUCCAAUUUUGAACUCACCUUAUGAGCAUGCGAAGACUAGCCAGACUGAAUUAUGGAUGAAGGAGUCACAUUGGGAUGGAUGUAGGGAGAGGUCGGAUGGUGAAAGGAGUUUUAAAAUGGAAGGGAGGAAUUCGAAUGAUGGAGGAGGAUCAAGUGAUGGAAGAAGAUGUGAUGAGUGUGGAGUAAAGUUUGAAGAUCCGGAGGAGGCUGAGAAACAUAGGCUUGCUGAACAUGAAAAACCUGGAACUUAUACUUGUAUUCAGUGCCAGGUGUCUUUCCCAACAGAGGCUAAAAUACAGGAGCACGUUAAAAAAGAACAUCUUGAGUCUUCUGGGAAAACUUCCUUGGAAGCUUUGCGUUGUCAUCUCUGUUUAUUUGGUGCCAACAGUCCUCUACAACUUCAGAGUCAUCUUAUAGAACACACUUUUGCCGGAUGUACUGCCCUCAGUUGUUACAUUUGUCAGGCCCUGUUUACAGCGCCAAUUGGACUUCAGAAUCACAUGCUCCAGCAACAUGGUCUUGGUGCUCGACCUUACGAUUGCAGUCACUGUGGUCUGAAGUUUUUCUUCAGAGCUGAACUUGAUCAUCACGUGGCUGUUUUUCAUUCUACACGGGAUAACAUUUCAUCUCCUCAAGACAGAAAAACACAGAAUGAAAUUCAAGAUUCUGAAAAACAUACUGAAGCUUCUGAUAAAUUGACCAUCAAAGAAGAAAUUCGGCAAAGUGAAGAUGAAGAUAUCAAUGUAGAUAUUAACAGUAAGUCCGAAAAACUGGAAAAAGGAUCUCGAAAUCUCGAGUCUGAAUCUGAAGAAAUCCGAACCGAACUUUCCAAGUCUGAAUCAGAAUAAUAAUAAUCGCUUUGGAUUCGAUUCGUUCCAAAGCUUCAUUGUAAAUUUGAUUUUAAAUUGGAUUUUUUAUUUUACUGGUUGAUGUUAUCAAACCUUUUGGCAUCUUUUAAAGAGGGAUGAUUAUUUUUUAGAUUUUCUGAUAAGAUUAUAAAUUUAUUUUGUAUAACUAUAAGGAAAAUUCAAUUGUACAUAUUCUGUCUUCCUCAAUUAUGGACAAAGCAUAUAAGUAUAAAAAUUGUAAUCGAAUUACAAUCACCUUAAGAAGGCUCCAGUUUUUAAGAUGUAGGCUUGUAAAGUUAAGCAGAUUACGCUCAAAUUAUUGGAAAAGUUGGAAUUAAAACAAAGCAUGCGUAAUACUUUUUAAUAAACAAAUUAUACCGGUUAAAAUUUGUAUUUAUAUGUAAAGAUCAUUCAUUGUAGCAUUUUUAUUUAAAAAUGGAUUUUUAACUUCGAUUAAAUCCAGUUAUAAUAUAUUGUAUAUAUUUAUAUCGUUUUUAAAAAAACGUUAAAAUUCUUUUUGCAGGCAAACCGCCUUUGUUUCAUGAUAGUAUUAUACGUUUAGAAUUGUUUAAUAGGUGGCGAUGGUUUUAUUAUAAUUAAUGCUUAGAUUAUUACGUUAUGGUAAUUACGACUACAUUAUUAUAUUUAAUUGAAUAUGUUAUGAUUAUUCUUACAUUAUAAUUUCAAUAAUAUUAUAUUAUUAAAUUACUAUUGCUAUUAUCGUCAUCAUUAUUGCCGUAAUUACAAGCGAUCGUUAUACAAAUAUUUUCCACUUGUUACGUUUAAUUUAAUUAUAUACGAUCUGCUGUACAUAUUGAAAUUCAUCGUCAUAAGUAUUCACUUUUUUGUGAAAUCAUUAUGCGUUCUCUCCUUUUUUUAUUUGAAAUUUAUUCUGCAGUUUAGCGAUUGCAGUGCUGUACAUUUUUUACUUCUUGAAAAUAAAAAAACUUCGAAAGAAAGGAGAAACUCAAGAAUAUGAAGCGAAUCCCACGAGUUCAAAUAACAUGAUUCAGUCAAGCUCAACAAUCUUGAUAUUAUUCGAUGAAGCGCUGAGUAACUUGUAACGACGUUUGAACAAAGAUGCAAUAAAUUGUCCACUAUGAUUAGUA
Messenger RNA from Belonocnema kinseyi, 5774 nucleotides. It is a transcript of the gene L, whose product is annotated as zinc finger protein 423 homolog. The transcript has 6 exons. The record is from RefSeq and is a predicted model, not a curated record. Lineage: Eukaryota; Metazoa; Arthropoda; Insecta; Hymenoptera; Cynipidae. Bases 781 to 4665 code for a protein of 1294 amino acids.